GUAAAUAAGUAUUAAACUACACGCAGCAGUCAGCUGAUUCGUGAUCGCCAGCCACAGCGAUAUAUUUUGUUGUAUUUUGGUUGCGACAUCGCUCCGUUUGGCUUUGUUUGGCUAUGCCGGAUUGUAUACGUAUACGUUCAGUUAUUUAUUGUCACUUUUGAGAUGCUGAGAUUCCGAAAAUUAUUUCCAAAACCUUGCUCGAUUAUAGCAAUGGUGCACGUGGGAGCGCUUCCUGGAACACCAAGGUACAAAGGCUGCAUCGAGAAGAUCGUGGAAAAUGCAGUGGAGGAGGCAUCGAUGUAUGCGAAAUAUUACGUGGAUGGUAUACUGAUUGAAAAUAUGAACGAUAUUCCCUAUGUGAGGCAGAAAGAUCUAUCACCGGAGAUUACAACUAUGAUGACAAGAAUUUGUUCAGAAGUUAGGAAAGUUGUGCCGCAAAGUAUCGCAUGUGGUGUUCAGAUUCUCGCAGGGUGCAACAAGGAAGCGAUCGCAGUUGCCAAGGCUGCAGAAUUGCAAUUUAUUAGAGCCGAAGGAUUCGUCUUCUCCCACAUGGCCGAUGAAGGCUUUAUCGAUGCAAACGCCGGAACUUUAUUGAGAUACAGAAGGCAGAUUGACGCAGGCGACGUUCUCGUGUUUGCCGAUGUCAAGAAAAAACACAGCUCGCAUGCGAUUACUUCCGACGUGAGCCUGUCGGAGACGGUAAAAGCUGCGGAAUUUUUUUUAGCUGACGGCGUUAUAUUAACCGGUAACGCAACUGGAGAGGAAGUAAGCAUAAGGGAUCUUUCAGAAGUGCGAGAAUGCAUCGCGGAGAGGCUGCCGUUGCUGAUCGGCUCGGGUGUGACGUUGGACAACGUGGACAAUUACUCGAACGCGGCGGACGCCCUGAUUGUGGGCUCGUACCUGAAGACGGGCGGCCGAUGGGAAAACGCGCCCGAUCCGGAGAGAGUCCAGGCUCUUGUCGGACAUUUAAAAGGCCAGCAGCGCCUAUGACGACACGCGAUUCUGUCGAGCCAGCCAGAAACCCGGCAGCUGUUCGACCAGCUGAGCGAGCUUCCACCUUCGAUUGGCUCCGUCGAUGUCAGGGCUGAAUAUCGAAACUGGCGCUUCGUGUACCUUCGAAAGUCGCAGCGGCACACGGGACGAAGAAAAUA
Molecule: messenger RNA, 1151 nt
Organism: Nylanderia fulva
Lineage: Eukaryota; Metazoa; Arthropoda; Insecta; Hymenoptera; Formicidae
Source: RefSeq, a predicted model, not a curated record